Messenger RNA from Hypoxylon fragiforme, 1820 nucleotides. RefSeq names its product CoA-transferase family III domain-containing protein. The coding region runs from base 214 to 1419 and encodes 401 amino acids. NCBI's taxonomy places the organism in Eukaryota, Fungi, Ascomycota, Sordariomycetes, Xylariales, Hypoxylaceae. The record is from RefSeq and is a predicted model, not a curated record. Gene Ontology annotation, molecular function: catalytic activity. The transcript has a single exon.
GAAAACUAAGGAGCGAAUCCCCGGUUCGUCUUGCAUAUCCACGUCAUAUUCUUGUAGGAACGUUUUGGCUAACAAUUUACAAUCUAAGACACUGAUUUGAACAAAGCGCAAUCGAAUCUAUAUCGUCGUCUGUCAGCGGGUCUCUACGAGACUAAAAAUCCAGGUGAAUACUACCACAUACAUGGAUCACUGGAGGCCAGUACGACUCUAAGAAUGAUUGGCCUCCCCGCGUUCCGUCCCGAUUUGACAGAUUACCAUGACUGCAUCAAUACGAUUGAGGGAGCUGUCCAACGAUUUUCUGCGCUCGAGUUAGAAAAGCUGAACCAAGACUAUGGUCAGGCAGGUGCUUCUGUUCUCACCAAUGAGAAGUAUCAGAAAACUGCCCAUGGGCAAGCAAUGGCGUCUCUGCCGCUUUUUACCGUGAGACCAUUGGAGAUGGAUACGCCACCAGCGCCAUUUGCGAAAUCCGUAGACGAACCUAGCCAAUGUUUGCAGGGUCUCCGUGUCAUCGAGCUAUGCCGGGUGAUUGCAGGCCCAACGAUCGGUAAAUGCCUGGCAGCACACGGCGCGUCUGUAUUGAAGAUCACUUCGUCGCAGGUACCAGACGUACCUUUCUUCCAAUUAGAUGUCAAUACGGGGAAACACACAACAUCCUUGCACCUCAAAAACGCAGACGACGUUAAUACUUUCGAAUCACUCCUAAAGACAGCUGAUGUAAUCAUCGACGGGUACCGACCAGGGGUUAUAGCGAACCUUGGUUAUCGUCCCGAGGAUCUUGUAUCAAAGGCGACGCAGCGUGGCAAGGGACUUGUUUAUGUGAUCGAAGAUUGCUUUGGUGGCACAGAAAUGGGCGCUGAAUGGGCGAGCCGUCCAGGCUGGCAACAGAUCGCUGACUGCAUCACGGGCGUGGCAUGGGAGCAGGGCCGGUUCAUGGGACUCAAUGAACCGGUUGUGCCGCCUUUCCCAAUGUCGGACUACGGUACGGGAUGUGUUGGUACUAUCGCAGCACUCUCGGGGAUUUACCGCCGGGCGACACAGGGAGGUAGUUGGAUCUGCCGGACCAGUCUAUCGCAAUACAACCUCUUCCUCCUAUCACUUGGCACAUACCCAACCGAGGUGCAAGAUCAACUACGGCGCGAGCACGAUCGUCAUUUUUUUGCACUGCGUCAUAACGACUCGGUCGACGAAGUAAGCCAGCGUGCCUUGUGUAGUAUCAAGUACCUAUACCCGAAGCUAUUCGCGAAACAUAGCAUGCAGAGCAUGUAUAGCGAAGCAUUUAGCGGUGUAGUGACAUGGCCGAAGGAGCCGCUAAAAGUUGACGGAAUCAAGAUUGGUCAUGUGAGACCGACAAGGCCAAAUGGUUAUGAUAAGCCAACUUGGGAGGAUUGGGAAGGAGAUGAGACGUUAUUGGAUAUUUGAUUUCUCAUUUCUCAAGUCUAAAGUAGGUCAUCAGCAAUCGUAUGAAUUAUGUGUGGUCACACUGCAGUAGCGGCGGUUAUCGUACUUUUUUCGACAUGAGCGGGCGUCGUGGCAUUCGUCGUAUCUAGUGUUACGUGGAGAAGCGCUACACGAAACGAGUAGCAAAAGAUCAUGUUAUCGGCAGAAGGAUGGGGGGGUAUUAUUUUCAUUGAAACUGCCAUACCGUACUCAUAUUAAUUUCACACAUCAGAUUUUUCGUCACAGUGGCAUUGUGUUCGUACGCGUUACCAAGGGGCGCCAAGUAGAACUGUAGCCCAUAAUAGAAGCACUGGAAAAUCAACAUCUACCCUCUAUACGGCAACCUACGGAUAUAUGAGAGCAUUUUAAAUAGUUUUGAUCUC